GAACCAUAUGGUGAAGUCCAGUUCUUCAUGAUGAGGAUAGGAUCCUCCCUAUGUUUGUGGGUUUGACGAUUCCUGGCCAACUUGAGUACAAGCCUUCUGUAGUGUGGUCCUCCGCAUCAUUACCUCACACCCUCUCUUGCGCUCUUCCUCCUCGUCCGCGCUCCUCUCCUCUCCGCGCUUACCGCGCGACCGCAAUUCGAUGGCGCAAGCGGACGGCGGAGGGCGGGAAGCGGGGUAUGCGGGGCAAGCGCAGAAGCAAGAGGGAGGGGACAUGGGAGAUCCGAGCCUGGAUGAAAGGGUCCCAGCCGAACCUGCCGAUCCCGCGUUUCGCGCGCUGUUUAAGACGCACAAGGAGCAUCUGACGUGGACUCACACGGGCCGCUUGCGGUGCGCGCUGACAGGUCACGAGUUCCUUCCGAACCACGAAUCCCUGAAGCGCCACGUGGCAAGCAGAGUAUUCGCCAAGGCUUCCGCGUCGCGCGCUCUGAAGAAGUUCGAGCCGCACAUUAUUCAGUCGUCGGAUAAUCCCAACAAGCUGUUCUGCACGCUGACCAACAAGCUAAUGCAGAAGUCGGAGGACGCGGUAUGGAAGCACAUGAUGGGCCACAAGUUCCAAAAGUGCCUUGCCAAGAAGGAGGAGGAGGUGGCAGCAAGGAGGGCAGCUAAGAGGGCAGAGAGGCAGGCAGCCAGUCAGUCAGUGAACGGCGGAGAUGGGGUGGGGGGGAAUGCGGGUGAAGGACGGGGGGGAGAGGAAUGGGGGAUGGGAGAGGAGAGAGCAGUGGAGGAGCGAGGAGAGAGGGGAGGAGAGAGGGGAGGAGAGAGGGGAGGAGAGAGGGGAGGAGAGAGGGGAGGAGAGAGGGGAGGAGAGGGAGCAGGCGAGAAUGGAGGGGAGAGUCGUGAGGCAGUGGAGAAUGGGGCGUCAAGACUGCAGGAGGCAGGGAGGGAAGGAGGAGAAGGAAGAGAAGGAGAAGGAGGAGAAGGAGGUCGGAUUGAAAGAGGGCCACUAGAAAUGGAGGAGGAGGAGGAUGGAGAGAGUGACAGAGAGCCGGGUGAGUGCAGCAGUGGUGAGACGGGGGGAGAGGAGAAGGAGUUGGAAGAAGGGGAGGAGGUGGAAGAAGGGGAGGAGGUGGAAGAAGGGGAGGAGGUGGAAGAAGGGGAGGAGGUGGAAGAAGGGGAGGAGGUGGAAGAAGGGGAGGAGGUAGAGGAAGGGGGGGAAGGGGAGGAGGUGGAAGAAGGUGGUAAGGGAGAAGAGGUGGGCGGUGGGGAGGAAUCAAAUGGUACAAUGGAGGAGAGAGGAGAAGGGGAGGAUGUGGAGGAUGUCGAAGACGAAGACGAGGAGGAAAAGGAGGCGGAGUUUUGGAUGCCUCCUGUUGGUGACCGGUGGGAUGGGGAUGCUGGGGGCGACAGAUGGGGCAGCUGGGAAGAAAGAAGAGAAGCGAAAAGGAGUCGAAGAAGGCAAGAGGAGGAGGACAGGGAGGAAGAGGAAGGAGGGGAAGCGGAGGGGAGUGAGGGGGAAGAGGAGUUGAAUAUGGAAGGGGUGAGUGGAGAAUUGCAGGUGGAGGGAGACGAGGAGGAGGAGGAGGGAGAUGAGGAGGAGGAGGAAAGUGAUUUUUGGAUGCCUCCUGCAGGUGACAGGUGGGAUGGGGAUGAUGGGGGCGAGAGGUGGGGCAGCAGAGAAGAGAGGAGGGAAGCGAAAAGGAGACGGAAGCAAAUUCAAGAGGAGGAGGCAGAGGAGGGGGAGGAGACAGUGAAGGGGGGGGACCAGGAGGACGGGGAGGGGUGUGGGGUAGGGGAAGAGGGGGAGGAGGAGGCGGCUGGCAGCAGAGCACAAGGAGCCAGGAGGAAGCGAAGGCGUGGACGUGGGGAAGAAGCGAGGAGGGGCCAGCGAUGAGAGACGGGGGGCCAACGAUGAGAGGCGGGGGGCCAGCGAUGAAAGGCGGGGGGCAAGCGAUGAGAGGCGGGGGGCCAGCGAUGAGAGGCGGGGGGGCAGCGAUGAAAGGCGAGGGGCCAGCGAUGAAAGGCGGGGGGCUAGCGAUGAAAGGCGGGGGGCCAGCAUUCAGCGGCACCGUGGCACCCUGCAGCCCAUGGUGGCCUUCAGUUGCUUCACAUUCACACCCCUCAUGCUGUGGGCUUGGGGAUGGGCUGAGUGAGCGCGAUAUGAUGCACUCUGGUCUGCUGCUUGGGUGAGGGAGGGCUUCUGGUCUGGAUUACCUUGGUCCUUGAGCACUGAAUCUUCAGGGGUUAUUCAGGAGGGGUACAGUAGGUGUGCCACUAUGUCUGCUAGUUGUCACAAAUUUUUUUACAACCUUCUAGCAUUUUUACAUCGAAUUUAUGGUAUUUGGUGGACCUGUUUGCAUGCCUUCAUAGAUGUGUGU
Molecule: messenger RNA, 2375 nt
Organism: Closterium sp. NIES-67
Lineage: Eukaryota; Viridiplantae; Streptophyta; Zygnematophyceae; Desmidiales; Closteriaceae
Source: the annotation of a GenBank genome assembly